AUGGAUGAAGCUAAAUUGCGAUGGAACAAACUGAAAGCAAAACUUAAGGAGUUACAGGAACUUAACGCCGUUGAGAAUACAGGUGAUGCUCCAAUAUGUUUAGAAAAGCUACAAAAAUCAAUCGAAGACGAUGGAAAAUCCAAAAUAACACCGAUUAAAAAUACACAACAUUUAAAAAUAAAAGUUAAUAGUUUAAAAACUGAAACGAAUAAGCAAACUUUUAAUAAUCAUUAUGCACUGCAGAGUAAAAUUAACAGUCACAAUAACGUGUUGAAAUCAGAAGUAAAUAAUAGAUGCGUUAAAAAUGUUAAUUUAUCGAAUACCAACGACAUCGAGCCAUUGAAGAUCGAAAUGGAAAAAAUGUACAAUUAUAUGGAACAGUUAAAUGACAAAUUAAAAACAGUCACGGCGGAGUUGUCAAAUGAGAAAAGUAGUAUUGUGUUAAUGAAUUCGGCUACGGCUGCUUUGGCUUUGGAUAACCUGGUCUAUCAGAAUCUCGAAUUGGAACAGAAAAUACGAGAAGGAUUUUCCUACAAAGAAAAACUAGAUACCGCAACUAUGGAAUUAGAAAAUGUUAUCAUUGAAAAAAAUGACCUUCUAAAACGUUUGGAAGAAUCGGAGGUCGCGUUAGCUAGUGCGAAUGAAAAGAUUCAGGUCCUAUCAGAAAGAUCAGAUGACUUUGAAUAUGCUGAAAAAAUUAAGGAAAUAGAAGAUGAGCGUUUAGGAUGGAAUGCAUAUCAAUUACAACUGGAGAAUCAAAUCUCCGAAAAUAAUAAAGCCCUGAGCCGCAAAGAAGAGUACAUCAAUCAUCAAGAGUACAUGAUCGAAAAUUUGACUCAAGAAAAACAGAAUUUGGAAAUACGGUUGAACAAGCCUGUGUUAGAAUUAAAAUAUCAUCAAUCGGAAGAAAUAGAAAAUUAUCAAAACAAAAUAAAACAACUGUCAGAAACCAUAUCAGACACGAAGAACUUGUUGGUAACAAAUAAAAAAUCGCAUGAGAUAGAAGUAUCGGAAAUGAGGGAUCGUAUUAGAGAACUGGAGAAAUUAGUAGGUACAAAAACCGAUUUAAUUCAUCAACAAAAUAUGACAUUAAACUUGAUGAGGGAAAUAACUCCGGCAACGAACGAUAAUUUGAUAAUGAAACGAAGAUGGCCCUAAGAAACUUAUGGCGACUAUUAUGAAUUAUAAUAAUUUAAAUCACUAUAAUUUGUAUUUUUGUUAAACAAAUACAUUGUGUUAUAUCUGGCGAGAUGCGAAGAGAGACAUAAUUUUGUCUCCAUUAUGAUUAUAUUUAUUGUAUUUUAUUUAUAGAUGUAAUUAAGUUUCCAUCCCGGUAUGGACCAUAAAUAAUAUUAUCAACAUGAAGUAAUUUGUCUCUUACCAGUAUGAUUUCGAACGCGGAAUCGGAUCGAUUUAUCACUGACAUUAACACGUUUGGAGUAGGAAAAAAACUAUGGCUCAAUCAUCCAUUGACAAACGUAUAACACAAUGACUGCGAAAUGUGUGCCCUGGGCAACGGAAACAAAGCCUAUCACCUAUAUCCUGUGUUCUUAAGCUACAUUUCCCCUGAUGAUUGAUGAAGUUGCUUGAAAUCGAUCUUAUAAAAACUUUUAUGAACGAAAAUAUCGAUAGAUCUUAAGAUGCUGAUCUCAUUCCUGAACGGUUCCAGUAUAUACAGCGGUAGUGAUAACAUGCUUAUCAUUGUCACCCGUCUCGCUCAGAUACUCGUUUCAACCAACAAAACAUUUUACCCAUUAUAAAAUAAACCAGGGGAAUUUAUAAUCAUUGGUACAAGCAUUGAUACUUAUAUAGUUGAAGUCGUUUAAUAUUAUUACCAGGUUCGGUUGUAGAUAUGUUGCUAAACUUGCUUCGAUUUUAAUAGACGAAGAACUUUAUCUGAAGAAAGUUUUGAAAUAUCAAUUUCUCUUUGGUCUGUUAAAUGUGUCAUAACUUCCCACUGUUUUAUGAUAUCUUCAUAACUGAACCGACUAUCUAUAUCAUAUUAUAUCGAUAAACAAAAUAAUGGAACAGAAUCGUCAGUACAUUUGGCAGUUGUACAUUCUUCAAAAUUUGUUGGUACUCAUAAAUUAAAAUGCUUUACCAUUGAUUUAACUGUUAGGGUAAUACAUAAUAUAUCUUUUUGAGGGCAUCCAUUUUUUAAAGGAAGAACAAAUCCGACUAAUUUGUUGGAAUGUUCUUCGUAACAAAUUUUUCCUGUGUUUCUUGUGAAAUCAUCAUUGAUGGAGUCCAAAAAUUAUUUAUUCAUAAUGAAUAUCAGCGAAAAUUUUGCUAGAAAACACACAAUAAAAUUUUGCUUAGCCAUAAAAACUUACCAGCAAAGCAAAAUGUACGCAUUACGUUGAAAUAAAUUAAUUAUCAUAAUGUCUACAUGAAUCAGCUUUAAGAAAUCAA
This is a messenger RNA of Myzus persicae (green peach aphid), 2412 nucleotides long. RefSeq names its product protein hook homolog. NCBI's taxonomy places the organism in Eukaryota, Metazoa, Arthropoda, Insecta, Hemiptera, Aphididae. Bases 1 to 1158 code for a protein of 385 amino acids. The transcript has 7 exons. The record is from RefSeq and is a predicted model, not a curated record.